Molecule: messenger RNA, 2037 nt
Organism: Spinacia oleracea (spinach)
Lineage: Eukaryota; Viridiplantae; Streptophyta; Magnoliopsida; Caryophyllales; Amaranthaceae
Product: monothiol glutaredoxin-S17
Exons: 3
Coding region: 232-1701 (489 amino acids)
Biological process (GO): intracellular iron ion homeostasis
Cellular component (GO): nucleus; cytosol
Source: RefSeq, a predicted model, not a curated record
UCUGGAAUUUGAUUACGUGACAUGACUCAAAAGUCAAAACCAUCAAACAACAAAUCAACGGCAAAGAUCGAUUGUUCUGCAAUUGGCAAGUACACAGACUCUCAAACAUUUUGCCUGAACUUUUUAGGUUUUUCUCAAUUAUUUCCUCUGAAAAAUCAAAUAUUGUGCUGUUUCUCUCUUGCUUGAUUCAAAGAGAGAGACAAUCAAUCAAUCAAUCAACCAAUCAAAGAAAUGGGGAGUGGAAGUGUGAAGAAUGCGGCAUCAAAAGAGGAGGUUGAGAAGGCGGUGAACGAGGGUGUUCCUGUCAUUUUACACUUCUGGGCAACUUGGUGUGACGCCUCCAAACACAUGGACCAAGUUUUCUCUCACCUGUCCACCGAUUUCCCUCAUGUCCAUUUCUUCAGGGUUGAAGCCGAGGAGCAACCUGAGAUUUCGGAGGCUUUCUCUGUUUCUGCUGUGCCUUACUUUGUCUUUUUUAAGGAUGGCAAGGCAGUUGAUACGUUGGAGGGAGCAGAUCCGUCGAGCUUGGCGAACAAAGUUGCUAAAGUUGCUGGAUCAGUCAACCCUAACGAACCCGCUGCACCUGCCAGUCUUGGACUGGCUGCCGGAUCUUCUGUUCUCGAAGCAGUGAAAGAGCUUGCUAAAGACAAUAGGACAAUUCCUGUCGGUAACCAGACUGGUCGCAGUGAUGAUCUCAACAAGAAACUACUAAAGUUGAUUAAUUCUCACCCAGUUAUGUUAUUCAUGAAAGGAACCCCAGAAGAGCCACAAUGUGGUUUCAGCCAGAAAGUUGUUGAUAUUUUGAAUAAAGAGAAAGUCCAAUAUGGAAGCUUUGAUAUCUUUACUGACCAAGAAAUCCGAGAAGGAUUGAAGAAAUUCUCCAAUUGGCCAACGUAUCCUCAACUGUACUGCAAGGGUGAGCUUCUUGGUGGGUGUGAUAUCGUCAUUUCUAUGCAUGAGGGUGGUGAGUUAAAAGACGUUUUCAGAGAUCAUGAGAUAGAUCCCACUGACAGGAAACCAGUAGAAUCUGGAAAUGGGAAGGGUGGUGUAACAGCAUCAACUGGUUUAAGUGCAUCUGUUACUUCCCGUCUUUUAAGCCUCAUCAACUCGAGUCCUGUCAUGCUUUUCAUGAAAGGAACGCCAGAAGAACCAAAAUGUGGUUUCAGCCGAAAAGUGCUUGAAAUUCUUAAGCAAGAAAAGGUGGAAUUCAAGAGUUUUGAUAUUCUAACCGACAGUGAAGUUCGACAAGGGCUCAAGGUUCAUUCAAACUGGUCAAGCUACCCGCAGCUAUAUAUUAAGGGUGAACUCAUUGGUGGGUCUGACGUUGUAUUGGAGAUGCAGAAAAGUGGUGAACUAAGGAGGGUUUUGGCUGAGAAAGGGGUUAUUAUUCCUCAAGAAUCACUCGAUGACCGUCUGAAGAAAUUGGUGAGCAGUUCGCCUGUUGUACUAUUCAUGAAGGGCAACCCUGAUUCUCCCAAGUGCGGUUUCAGCUCUAAGGUGGUGAACGCCUUGAAGGAGGAAGGUGUUGCAUUUGGAUCGUUUGAUAUUUUGAGUGAUGAAGCAGUUAGACAAGGGCUCAAGAAUUUCUCAAAUUGGCCUACUUAUCCUCAGCUCUACUACAAAGGGGAGCUAGUAGGAGGUUGUGACAUCAUUUUGGAGUUGAAGAACAAUGGAGAGCUCAAAUCAACUCUUUCGGAGUAGGUAUAAUGUGAACUACAUAGUGUCUGAAAAUAACACAGGUCAGCAACUUACUACAUAGGAGUUUUGCAUUAUGAUUAAUGGCCAAAUGUGAUUUUUCCAACACUAAACAUGUUUCAGCAAUUCGCGGUGUAGUUUGAUGUUUUGACAUUUGAGGUUGCUUUCUUUGUAGUUGUUUAGUUGUGAUGGUUUUGAAGAGUAUAAGUAAAUUGUAGCAAUUCCUUAAUGUGGUUAUGUUAUGGAAUUAGGCUAGGGAACUCAAGCUUUUAAUUUUGUCAUUUAAUAGCUUUCGUUGUUUUGAUAAAAGAAAAGGAAUAUUUGAUAAAAUAAUUCAAUCUU